Rhagoletis pomonella (apple maggot) is the source of this 747-nucleotide messenger RNA. RefSeq lists its product as uncharacterized. Lineage: Eukaryota; Metazoa; Arthropoda; Insecta; Diptera; Tephritidae. The record is from RefSeq and is a predicted model, not a curated record. The transcript has a single exon. The coding region runs from base 1 to 747 and encodes 248 amino acids.
AUGGACAAUCAUAUCGCGCUAGUGGCUGGAGCCACUGACGAAGAAUUGGACGCUCAUGAGGAGCUACUAGCGCAAGUGGAGGCGGCUUAUGGUAGUGCUGUCACCGAAUUGCAACGCAUGCGUGCCGGCUCAAAUGCCACGGGGCACUCUGCAUCUAGCCGGUGCCAAGGUGAACACCGAUUAGAUCCCGUCAAACUCCCCACGUUCGAUGGCCGACAGGAAAACUGGUUGUUGUUUAAGGACAUCUUCGAGUCGAUGGUAAAUAAUCGCACUGAUCUUGACGAUACUUACAAAAUCAGCCGGCUAAGGCAGUGCGUCGAUGCGCAAGCGGUGCCAAUGGUUGGCGGCGUAUACACUGGAGGCUACGACCAACUAUGGGCGGAAUUGAAGAGGAGGUACGACAAUCCCAGGCGUUUGGUUGAGUCACAUGUGAAUCGGUUGUUGGACUUGCCUGAACACCCAGCACUUACGCAACGCAAUGUUCGGAAUGUAAUCGAUGUAGUACGCAGUACCUUACGUGCACUUAACGUGAUGGGCUUGGUCACCGACCAUUGGGACGCCAUCGUUUAUCCUAUUGUUCUCCGUAAAUUGCCAACAUCGGCGGUCACGCACUGGACCAUUCUGAGUCAUUCAGACCCUCUGCCGCAGCUGCAGAAAAUGCUUGAGGAGAUUGAGACCUAUGCUGACACUUUAAGGAGCAGCUCUACCGUACCGCCCAGGUGCCCAAAUCUUCAAGCGCCAACAUGA